CUACUCGCACAGUCCUGAAAAUAUGUAUAUCUAGUUAUAAGGCAUUGAUGCUGUUCUAUACUAUUUCCAUAUUUUACCUUUUUCGUAAAAAUUACAUACAUGCACAAAGGAAGUAUCUUCUUUGCUGACGACAUUUAGCCUCCAUGUCGGUUUAUAAUUUCGAUAGCGGUGUAUAUGGAACAGUGAAAAUGGCGGAGAGCAAGCAAUUUAAAUCGGAAACUUAUAUAAUUGAAUUAACCGAGAGCUGCCCUGAGUCGUGUGUUCAAUAUCUCGUUAAGUGUCUGGAAGGUUCAAAGUUAUCUUUAGAGAUUGAAAAUCUUGCUGAUCAUAGAUUUAUUGCUGUUAGUUGCAAUUUUGCUCAACUUUGUGUCAAGGCAGAAGAAGUUGAAUUGCUAAAAGACAUUGAUAGUCCAGAAAAGGUUAAAGAAUUUGUGUUUCAAGAUGCCCAAAACUAUGUUGGAUUUCAAUCUAAACAAACAUUUUUUACCCCAUAUGAACAGUUGUUUCUACUUGAAAAUAUGUUGCACUCGGUUACAUUUUCUAAGGAAGUGUUUUUGAAAUCUGGGUUGAAACGAUUUGGAGACAGUGAAUCAAUUAUAACCGGCUGUUUGCAUUCUAAGCCACAGAUAAUUGAAAGCUACACACCCAUGCACAAUGAAGGUGACAAAAAAAUUGUGUGGGAGAAAGUUAGAAAGAAUCCUAUCUUCUUUCCAACUCAAGAAAUUCAUAAAUAUUAUGGUGAAGAAGUUGCGUUCUAUUUUGCUUGGAUGAGUUUUUUUACUUGGUCCCUUUUUCCAAUCUCUUUAUUUGGUGUUGGACUGUUUUUGCAUCGACCAAAGGGAAUAACAGUUGACGACAGCCCGUAUCUACCUAUGUAUGCAUUGCUCAUGGCGUUUUGGACAAUUAUAUUUACAAAGUGUUGGAAGAGGAAAGAGCAUGAGCUAGCCUUGGAUUGGGGUACGUCAGAUAUUGAGAAAUGCGAACUCGUCAGACCUGAGUUUAAGGGAGUCUUACGUAAAAGUCCUGUCUCUGGAAAGAUGGAGAAAUAUUUUCCGGCCUGGAAAAGACGGCUGCGUUAUCUAAUCAGUUUCCUGUUGUCCAUACCUUUCUUGAUGCUGGGUGUUAUAGCCAUGAUUUUAUCUCUUAAUUUCAAUGGUUACAUCAAGCACAAAGAAAGUCCAAUUUAUUUUGCCAGGCUUGCCUCGUUUGCUGAACCUGGUCAUAUUUUUGCUGCUGACAACCCUUAUUAUGGUUGGAUGAUACCAACAAUCGGACAUUCGAUUGUUAUAAAUAUAUUAAAUAAACUGUACAGAACUGUGGCUACGUACGCAACUGACAUUGAAAACCACAGGACAGAGUAUCAAUGGACUAGCUCGCUGACUGUGAAAAGAGUUUUGUUUGAACUGUUUGAUUGCUAUCUGCCGCUGUUCUACAUAGCCUUCUACCAGUUGGAUAUAAUUUCACUGAGAAGAGAAUUGGUUGGUUUAUUUUGGGGCGAUGAGAUUCGACGUGUUCUCACUGAAGCUAUUUUACCCUUGAUUACAGAAAAGAUUCAAGCGCAUCGACAGAAAAAGAAAUUGGAGGCGUUGAAGAAAACAGACGAGAAGUGCAACUUACAGAUUUUGCAAAAUCUGCUUCUUGAAGAAUAUGAACAGUUUGAUGAUUAUAUUGAAAUGGUGAUACAAUUUGGAUACGUCACCCUGUUUGCGUCAGCAUUUCCACUGUGUUCAAUAAUUACCAUAUUGUUUCUAUUUCUGGAAGCACGAUCCGACAUGUUCAAAUUGUUGUUUUUAACGCGUAGACCCAUAGUUAGAAGAGCAAAGAGCAUUGGAGUGUGGUUCAAAGUUCUGACCGCCAUGAUGAUUCUCUCCAUGGUAACCAAUUGUUUUCUGUUCGGUUUUGCUAGCGAACAGCUUGCCAGCUGGGCGCCUGAAAUGUAUGAAACGCACAGCGAUGGUGAUCAAUGGAUUAAGCCAGGAUUUGGAAGGUACGUUGUGGGCGUGGUGUUUGCAGCGGAGCAUAUUUUAAUCAUAAUCGUUAUGUUGUCUCACUUCUUCAUCUCCGACACUCCCAAUAACGUCAAAAUUGAACUGGCUAGGCGAGGUUAUAUUCGAAAAGAAGAGCUGAAAUUAUUGAAAGGAAAGAACUUGAAAAUCGACUAAAGAAGAAAUAAGGUGUUUUCGCAUUUUUGUGAUAAAUCUGGUGAAACGAAGUAAAUAGAUAAUUUUUAAACCUUAACGAUAAACAGGAAAGAUCUUUCUCUCUAGACAGCUUACUUGGAUUUAAAAUUUCAGCAAGAAUAUUUUUUAUACAGUUAGAUGGCGGUGUGAUCUACUAACUUUAGCCUUUUCUAUCUGUAAGAGAUAGAGGAGAGAGGAAAUGCCAAAGAAAUAAGUUUUUACAAUAUCCAACUAUUUUUUCUGUUUCUUUGUGAAACUGAUACAUAAUGUCUUCGAAGCACAGGUAUAAGUCCACCUUACAUAUUUGUUUAGAUAUUUUUUUAUUUUGUAGAUUUUUGGAGUAGGUAAUUAUACAAUUUAUUUAUUUUAUUUUAUCAAAUAAUCUGUGAUUUUGUAAAUUUUUUUUCAAAUACAUGUUAGCUACAAACGCCUUUUGCCUUUUGUUAUUUAUCUCCCGUCUAAAUUUAAAAAAACUUCACUAGAAAUCCAAACGCGAAAAAAAUGCAUAAGGUUGGAAUAACAAACCUACAGUGGAACCUCCUUAAAGCGGACACUUGCGGGACCAGAGAUUUUGUCCGCUUUAGAGAGGUGUGCACCCAGAAGAGAUCUUGCUUAUUUUGAGUAAAAACGCGAAAAAUUUGACAUUUAAAGCAAAAAUCAAUUAGGAAUGCCCGUAAUACCCAUUAUCCCUUCCCAGUUAGGCAAAAAAACAUUAAAAAAACAAUUUGGCGUGCAGAAAUAAAAUUUGAACAAACUCAGGCGUUUGUGGACAUUUCGGCAGUAACACGAAGUUAUUGUAAACAGGUGUUUAGCAAAAAAAAAAAAAACAAUAAAAUAUUUAUUUUUGAUAUUUGAUCAAUAUUUUGUCCACUUUACAAGGGUUUAUUAAGAAAUCGUCCAGGAUGAGUCCGCU
Hydractinia symbiolongicarpus is the source of this 3093-nucleotide messenger RNA. RefSeq names its product anoctamin-8-like. Bases 144 to 2162 code for a protein of 672 amino acids. The record is from RefSeq and is a predicted model, not a curated record. Gene Ontology annotation, biological process: chloride transmembrane transport. NCBI's taxonomy places the organism in Eukaryota, Metazoa, Cnidaria, Hydrozoa, Anthoathecata, Hydractiniidae. Gene Ontology annotation, molecular function: chloride channel activity. The transcript is spliced from 13 exons.